Molecule: messenger RNA, 1492 nt
Organism: Syngnathoides biaculeatus (alligator pipefish)
Lineage: Eukaryota; Metazoa; Chordata; Actinopteri; Syngnathiformes; Syngnathidae
Gene: zfyve21
Product: zinc finger, FYVE domain containing 21
Exons: 7
Coding region: 137-820 (227 amino acids)
Molecular function (GO): metal ion binding
Source: RefSeq, a predicted model, not a curated record
CGCUCCCAUUGGCCCGCCGGCCCGUCAGUCUGGCGGAAGGGGCGUGUCCACAAUCACGACUCGUCUUCCGUCGAAGAAGCGAAAGAAAGAAAGCGAGAAAAAAGAAGGAAAGAAAGAGAAAGAAGAAGGCCAGCAAAUGUGUUCGCUGCCCGACGGCAAGAAGCUGGUCCGCAGCGCCAGCGGCCUCCGCAUGGUGGCCGAGAACGGAGCCUUCGACAGCCCCUUCUGCCUGGAGGAGCCCCGAUGGGUGCCCGACAAAGACUGUCCCCGAUGCAUGCAGUGCGACAGCAAGUUCGACUUCAUCAGGCGCAAGCACCACUGCCGGCGCUGCGGCCGCUGCUUCUGCGACAAGUGCUGCGGCGAGAAGGUGGCGCUGCCGCGCAUGAGCUUCGUGGACCCGGUGAGGCAGUGCGCCCGCUGCGCCCCCGCGUCGCACAAGGAGAGCGACUUCUACGACAAGCAGAUCAAAGUGCUGCUGGCGGGAAGUAGCUUUGCGGUCACCGUGGGAGCGUCGGACAAGUGUGAAGCCAUGACCUGCCGCCUCUCCAACAACCACAGGUACCUGUUCCUGGACGGCGAAAGCCACUUUGAGGUGGACCUGUCCGCCAUCUGCAGCGUGCAGAUCCUGACCGACGCCGGCGGUCCGGGAGGCACGUCUCCGCGCGCCAGCGGCAUGACGGUCCACUACAAGCCUUCGGGCUCGCAGGACGUGCGGCGGCUGCGCUUAGACGGCGCCGGCGACCGGCAGACGACGUCGGCGUGGCUGGCGGCCAUGCACAAGGCCGCCAAGCUCCUGCACGAAUCUCGGGAGCUGGACUGAGUCCGGGAGGAGCCGACCCGCGUGGACGAUUCCGCAGAGUUCCCGCUGUCUCCCGACGCCGUUUUUGCUCCCUCUUUCUUCUUCUCAUCCCGUUUCUACCAAGAACCUUCUCGGAGCCGUUGGAGCGUUUGUUACUCCUCCUGGCGCGCUGAACUGACUCACUCGUGACAAACGAGCCUACUUGUGCCUCCGGGACGGCUUUGACCUCGCGGUCUUCGUUUAUUGUGUUUUGAUGACAUCCGGGUUUAUUUUCUUCCGAGGAGGUGAUGACGCGUACUAAAAUUCCCUUUUUCUAGCUAACCCUUUUUUAAUCUUUUUUUUUUGUUGUUGUUCUUGUAUGAAGAACCUAACGACCCCCCCCCCCCCCCCGAAAUGGGAGCCGACGAAUGAAGGCCGACUUGUCUUCAUCUCGUUUUGCUGACGAAAGUUCUUGUUGAGCUUUCAACGCUGCUGCCAAAGAUGAUUUGUGGAUGCUCGACACCCCAAAAGUCCCAACGGCCCCACAAAAAUAAGAUUUAUACGCCGGUGCCUUGUUGGAAAUCAAAAAUAUUUUGCUUGCGACUCCUUCAUGGCAGCGUUCUGUACACGUGUCAUUCUUUGGUGACGUUACUUUGAUUCAAAACUUGUAAAAAAAAUAAAAUAAAGUACACUACACUUUUUUUUUUUAUUGGA